Acipenser ruthenus (sterlet) is the source of this 2783-nucleotide messenger RNA. RefSeq names its product serine/threonine-protein kinase 35-like. Gene Ontology annotation, molecular function: protein kinase activity; ATP binding. Gene Ontology annotation, biological process: protein phosphorylation. The record is from RefSeq and is a predicted model, not a curated record. The coding region runs from base 217 to 1440 and encodes 407 amino acids. NCBI's taxonomy places the organism in Eukaryota, Metazoa, Chordata, Actinopteri, Acipenseriformes, Acipenseridae. The transcript is spliced from 3 exons.
AAUGGUCAGACUCACCAUGUUUAUCUUGUUCAAAUUGUUUGGGGGUUGGAAAGCGAAGAGGAUGAGAAGUUUUGAUUAAUACAACUGAAGAAAAAUAAGAUUGAGUUUUGCCAAAGAUAAUAUAUUACAUAACACAUCUUAUACAACCGCUAACUAAGUAAUGAGGAGAGGCAAACCAAAUCUUUUGAUACAGUCGCUUUUAACGAAAAGAAAGCCAUGGAUACAGCGGGUGACGGGGAGAGGAGAAGGACAAAAAGUAUCCGAGCCUGCAGGAGAAAUGGGACUUCAAAUGCGAAGUUGAAAAGGGACGUUGGUAAAGUUUUAAAAUCUUUGACUGGGGGGGACGAGGAGGGUGAGGAGGUCCCCAUGGAGGAAGACUGUUUGCCGAGUACUGUUAUCCGGACCGACAGCCCUGGACGGAGAAGACUUGGCCCGCGUUACAGCCUGUUGCGUGAGGUCGGCAGGGGUAGCUACGGCGUGGUUUAUGAGGCCUUAUCUAGGAGGUGUGGUGCACGGGUAGCUGUAAAGAAAAUCCGCUGUGAUGCCCCCGAAAAUGUGGAGCUGGCCCUCGCCGAGUUUUGGGCCCUGGCUAGUCUGGAAAGGCGGCACGAGAACGUGGUGAAGCUGGAGGAGUGUGUCCUACAGAGGAACGGCAUGGCGCAGAAAAUGAGUCAUGGCAACAAACGAUCAGAGCAGUACCUCAGACUGGUGGAGACUUCGCUCAAAGGCGAGAGGGUAUUGGGAUACCCUGAGGAGCCCUGUUACCUCUGGUUUGUUAUGGAGUUCUGUGAAGGAGGGGAUCUAAAUCAGUUUAUAUUGUCCCGGAGACCGGAUCCAGUGACCAACACCAGCUUCAUGUUACAGCUUACCAGUGCCGUGGCCUUUCUGCACAAAAACAACAUUGUUCACAGGGACCUGAAACCAGACAACAUCCUCAUCUCGGAAAGGUCGGGGGUCCCUGUGCUUAAAGUGGCCGACUUCGGACUUAGCAAGGUCUGUGCCGGCUUCGGUGGGCGAGGGAAAACAGGACAAAAUGGGAACAAAAACGUCAAUGUGAACAAGUUCUGGCUGUCGUCAGCCUGUGGCUCUGAUUUUUACAUGGCCCCGGAAGUAUGGGAAGGUCACUACACCGCUAAAGCGGACAUCUUCGCCCUUGGCAUUAUAAUGUGGGCCAUGAUCGAGAGGAUCACUUUUAUUGACGCAGAGUCAAAGAGAGAGCUCCUUGGCACAUACAUCAGACAGGGUACUGAGAUCGUGCCAGUGGGAGAAGCACUGCUAGAAAACCCAAAGAUGGUACUGCACAUCCCUCAGAAACGGAGGACGUCCAUGUCGGACGGAAUCAAACAGCUGCUAAAGGACAUGCUAGCGGUCAAUCCACAGGACCGACCAGACGCCUUUGAGCUGGAGACCAGAAUGGACCAGGUUACAUGUGCUGCUUAAAUGAUGGAUACUGAGAAGAUUACUUAUUUCAGAAUUGUUUACUAAGGACCCGGUAUUCCAUUUACUAUGAUGGCGUGGAGAGAGCGAGCAAGAGAAAGGAAAAUACAUUUUGUCAUCUAAAUGUUGAAGCCUCCAUUACAAAAAAGCUGUAAUGUGUAAGAGAAAAAAAAAAAAAAAGUUUAACAAAUGUUUAAAUUGAAAUGGAAAUACAGGAAUGCUAUGCAAUACACUAUGCACAGGGCAAGACGUGUGUUUUAUUUUUUUCCACCCUCCAAACCCUUCAAUAUAAAUUAUUGUGUAUUCUUUUUUGUGUGUGUGUGUUUUAAUCCUUGUUUACAAGUGCACAACAACUUCAACCUGGUGAUCUUGGGGCCGCUGGGUCUCACUUGCUAUCUUUAGUUCACAAAAUUGUUUUUUAAAGUUAGCCUCUGUUCAAGAGAGUUACGUUUUUAAAAAAAUGAAAUGUUUUGUUUUCAUCGCUUAAGAGUUUGGCUACUGUUUGUUAAAGAUUUUACUUUACACACAGAAUUUUGCUCAGGUUGGUUGUUUGUGUAGAUUUGAUUUAUGACCUUUUGCCCAACAAAGCAAAGAACAUUUGGAGCAUGCAAAUUUCAGGAAUGAGAAAUAAAUCUGCCUUUUAGACUUUAAAAAUGGCUUUCUUAAGUUGUCCAAGUGUACAAAAUGCAUGCCUGAUGGCAACUUUUAACUUAUCGCCAAGAAAUAUUGGAGAUUUCGUCCAGGUUUGGCCCUGGCAACAUCAGUCAUUUUUAAAGUUAAACUUGGUGAAUACACAGAAGACAACACCCAUAUGCUUUUUGUCUGUGUAUGUGUAAUGCUGUUUAAACCUUCUUUCAACAUUAAUGGUGCUUAUUUGACGUAGGUUCUUGGGCUGGAGUGCAGCCACUACAGUAGCUAGUGGUUAAAAAGGGAACUUAUUCCCCCUCCUCUCUUUGCUUUAAGCAUGAAAGUACCACAGAUCAUUCACAGAAAUGUGUUGUCUUCUGUGUGGGAACAGUUCUCCUCGAAGUUCACCUUUAUGCAAGGAGCAGCCUGAAUAAAAGUACACUCUAUGGGUCAUGAUCCUGGGGAGUGACCUUAGUGCCUUAUGCAUUUAUUUGUAUGUACUUUAUUGGUUGGAUGUUUGAGUAAUGCAAGUAGGUUCCAUUGAACAAGACAUUUUUUUUUUUUUUUAAAUAUACAUUUUAAAGUAAAUGUCAAAUUAUUUGAGAUGAUAUACAUGCAUUUAAAAAAAAAAAAAAAAAAAAAACCUGUGCCAUUAGACCAAAAAAAAAGUAUGUAGAUUGUUGAUUGACAAAAUAAACUUUGAUCUUUUACCACCUUAA